Molecule: messenger RNA, 1226 nt
Organism: Anthonomus grandis grandis
Lineage: Eukaryota; Metazoa; Arthropoda; Insecta; Coleoptera; Curculionidae
Exons: 7
Coding region: 235-921 (228 amino acids)
Source: RefSeq, a predicted model, not a curated record
UGACCCUUUUGCCGCACGUUCUCGAAGGGCCCGCGCGUUCCCGAUUUAAUUGAGAAUUUGCGGGAAAUUAUUAUUAUUCAAAAGUUUAGUUUCGGUGUGUAUAUUUGUGCUAAAGUUUUUGUUUUCGGAAAUUUUUUUGGCAUACCAGUGCUUAUAUGCCUUUUAUCCAGAAUGGAGAUGUUAUUCUUGAGAACUCUGUUUUAAAUUAAAAUAAGUAAAUAUAAAAGUGCUUCAAUGUUUUCCACUUUGGAGACGAACCCUUUAGGCAUCAAUAUUGGUGCAAGCAUUGCUACUGGACGUUUACCAUCCGACAAAAAAAGGUGCCCUAUAUGCAUCUUCAGUUGCGAGAAAUUGCUGAUUUGUGUUAUAUAUUUUACACGAUUUUGGGGAAUAUUAAGUGGAACAGUGUUGGCUGGGGUAGGAAUUGACUUCGUAUACCACCAAAGGAUUGAAGGAUAUUGGCUAAUAGCAUAUGCGGUCAUAAUCUUUAUUGGGGAGACUUUAUGGGUAUGCACGCUGUUCCUGAAGAUUACAUUAAGGCUGGACCACAAGUUUUGGAAAGCAUGGAAAUACUGCACCGUUAUCGACGACUGGAAGAAAUCUCCUCUAUAUAUUUUUAUCGGCUUUAUGACCAUGUAUAAACCGUAUAAGCUACGGCUCGUCUACCUUGCUGGUGGCCUUACCAUAGCUCUAGGUAUACUGCAUUUGUUUUUGUCAAUAUUCAGGAGAAUGGUAAAAAGGUCAUUCAAUAGGAAGGAGAAUAGGACGAGGAAUAGCGAUAUGGACAGUUUAGAAAGCAGCAAGUUUGAAGAAAUAACGGAAGUUCUGGAUGAUUGUAUUCCAGAACCAAUUCCUGGCAGUAGCAUUUCGUUAUCCGAUAGUCUACUUCCGGAUCGCCAAGAUGCCAUCCUUGAAAUAUGACCGAAAAUUGAACAAGCACCAGAUCUGUUUAGAAAUAUCAUAGAAUGUACCAGUCGGAUGGAGCAAAGCCUAAGAAGUUACGAUGAAGAAGAGAUAUUGGUUCUGGAAAUAAAAUAAUUUAAACGUCCCUAAAUGGUAAUUUGAGCUUAUUACAAAUAGCCCAGUGUGUAAUAAUAAUUAAGUUAUAUUUAAGAAGUCUCCAAACUGUUUAUACAUAAUACGUUUACAUGUUUUUGGUCUGUAAAUUGCUUCUUACAUUUUCUAUUGUAGUUUAUGUGAAAUAAAGUAUAUUGUAUUAUGGAUAA